Messenger RNA from Nematolebias whitei (Rio pearlfish), 800 nucleotides. RefSeq names its product crystallin, beta A2b (gene cryba2b). Gene Ontology annotation, molecular function: structural constituent of eye lens. The transcript has 4 exons. The record is from RefSeq and is a predicted model, not a curated record. The coding region runs from base 1 to 591 and encodes 196 amino acids. Lineage: Eukaryota; Metazoa; Chordata; Actinopteri; Cyprinodontiformes; Rivulidae. Gene Ontology annotation, biological process: lens development in camera-type eye; visual perception.
AUGAACACUCAACAGAUGGAGCAAAUGGGCCAGUUCCGGAUCACAGUCUGGGAGGAGGAGAACUUCCAGGGAAAGCGCUGUGAGUUCAUGCUGGAAUGUCAGAACAUCAUGGAGAGGGGCUUCAACAAAAUCCGCUCCAUCAAGGUUGAGAAUGGACCUUGGGUGGGUUAUGAGUACCCAGAGUUUCAGGGACAGCAGUUCAUCCUGGAGAAGGGAGACUAUCCUCGCUACGAGGCCUGGAGUGGAAACAGCAGCUACAGAACUGAGCACCUGCUUUCCUUCAGGCCCAUCAAGUGCGCUAAUCACAGCGACAGCAAAGUGACCCUGCACGAAUGUGAGGACUUCCAGGGCCGUAAGUUUGAGAUCUGCGACGACUACCCCUCCCUCCAGGCUAUGGGCUGGUGCAGCAAGGAGGUGCCCUCCAUUAAAAUCAACUCCGGAGCCUGGGUGGCCUACCAGUUCCCUGGUUACCGUGGUUACCAGUACAUCCUGGAGCGAGACAGACGCCAAGGCGAGUACAGAAACUACAACGAGUACAGCACCCAGGCUCACACCAACCAGGUGCAGUCCAUUCGUAGGAUCCAGCACUGAGCCGACACCCUGCACGGUCCCGACCUGAACAAAAACAAAACUAAACGCUUCCUGAUGGUGAACCCUGGACAGACCGCUGCCACUGAACAGUAGACGGACAAACUCUACCGCUCUGUGGCUCUGGAUGUUUGGAUAUUUUAAGCGCAUACUUCUACCAUGCUAAAGCUUGUUCUUGAAAUAGGAAAUAAAGGCUUUUCUUCAAAACUAGA